Messenger RNA from Nicotiana attenuata, 1353 nucleotides. Its product is annotated as probable xyloglucan endotransglucosylase/hydrolase protein 10. NCBI's taxonomy places the organism in Eukaryota, Viridiplantae, Streptophyta, Magnoliopsida, Solanales, Solanaceae. The record is from RefSeq and is a predicted model, not a curated record. Gene Ontology annotation, molecular function: hydrolase activity, hydrolyzing O-glycosyl compounds; xyloglucan:xyloglucosyl transferase activity. Gene Ontology annotation, cellular component: cell wall; apoplast. The transcript is spliced from 4 exons. The coding region runs from base 76 to 960 and encodes 294 amino acids. Gene Ontology annotation, biological process: cell wall biogenesis; xyloglucan metabolic process.
UACGUAUAUAUAUUAUUAUCUCAAUUACCCAUUUUUCCUCAUCCUCCAUUUGUGAUAUUUUUCCAAGGAGAAAAUAUGAAUAACUUCUCUAGACUUAUUUUCUUGGUCACGGCUUUUAUUUAUUUAUUUCAUAUUUCAUUAGCUUCCAUAGUUUCAACAGGAGAUUUCAAUAAGGAUUUUCCCGUGAUCACUUGGUCCCCUAGCCAUGUAAAUACUUCUGCAGAUGGCCAUACAAGAAGCUUGAUAUUUGAUAAGGAAUCUGGUUCAGGGAUUGCUUCAAAUGAUACUUACUUGUUUGGUCAAUUCGACAUGAAAAUUAAGUUGAUACCAGGAAAUUCCGCAGGCACCGUCGUGGCAUUUUAUUUAACUUCGUAUCAACCAAAUCGUGACGAGGUAGAUUUUGAGUUUCUGGGAAAUGUUCCUGGGAAGCCUUAUACUCUUCAAACGAAUGUAUAUGUCGAUGGGUUGGACGACAGAGAACAGAGAAUCAAUUUGUGGUUUGAUCCAACACAAGACUUCCACACUUAUUCUAUUCUGUGGAAUCUUCAUCAAAUUGUGUUUAUGGUUGACCGGGUACCUAUUAGAACAUACAGAAACCAUGCAGAUAAAGGAGCUAAAUAUCCUCGUUGGCAACCAAUGGGACUCCAAAUUAGCAUAUGGAAUGGAGAAACAUGGGCAACAGACGGUGGAAAAACAAAAAUUGAUUGGUCAAAAGCACCAUUUGUAGCCUCUUUAGGAAAUUACACAAUUGAUGCUUGUGUUUGGCAAGGAAAUGCAAGAUUUUGCAGAGGAGAAAGUGAAACUAAUUGGUGGAAUAAGGAGAAAUUCAGCACUUUGACAUGGACUCAAAGAAGGUUGUUCAAAUGGGUUAGAAAAUAUCAUUUGACAUAUGAUUAUUGCAUGGAUAAUCAACGGUUUCAAAAUAAUCUUCCCAUAGAGUGCUCUCUCCCAAAGUAUUAAUCAGUAACGUCGAUUAAAGGUGUCAAAUGAAUGAAUUGGACUAAAUUCGAAAGAGUAAUAUUUUCAUGGACUAAAUUUAAUGCCUCUCGCAACAAUGUAUGAUUGAAAAGAAAAGAAUCUUUUCUUUGCACUUUACGUACCCAUUUGUUUGUUGAAAGUCCUUUUAUGAAAGAAUCUUUAUCCUUGGAAGUAAUUAAAGUGACUAUUUUUACUUUUGAUAUACAAGGUAUUAAUUAAUCUUUAUUCCUCUUGCUUUACAUUUUGUAUUCUAGUUUUAUUUAUAGGGUGGCUGGAUAUUGGGUCGGUGAUAGUACACCUUUUCCUAGUUCGUGUAAUGUUCAAUAUAAUGUUUUUUUCUUCUUCUUAAUAUCAAGAAUGUUUUUUGCUGGCUUC